This is a messenger RNA of Hylaeus anthracinus, 1727 nucleotides long. RefSeq lists its product as uncharacterized. The transcript is spliced from 5 exons. Bases 130 to 1653 code for a protein of 507 amino acids. Gene Ontology annotation, cellular component: cytosol; nucleus; preribosome, small subunit precursor. The record is from RefSeq and is a predicted model, not a curated record. Gene Ontology annotation, biological process: maturation of SSU-rRNA; protein phosphorylation. Gene Ontology annotation, molecular function: protein serine/threonine kinase activity; ATP binding. Lineage: Eukaryota; Metazoa; Arthropoda; Insecta; Hymenoptera; Colletidae.
AAAAAUACUAAGAAGCUCUGUUGUUAUAUUAUACAUGUGCGAAUACAUGUCAGAAAAGUAAAUGGAACUUGAUGUUGAGAUAUUUAUCGUGUGCAAGACUUUAAUGUGUAAAACAAACGUGAAACAAAUAUGGGAAAAUUAAACGUCAUAAUUUUACGAUAUUUAACACGGGAUGAUUUCCGUGUUUUAACAGCUAUCGAGAUGGGAAUGAAGAAUCAUGAACUUGUUCCUGCAUCAUUAGCUGCUCAGAUAGCAAAUUUACGUUAUGGAGGUGUUCAUAAAUUAAUGAAGGAACUGUGCAAGCAUAGACUUCUCAGCUAUGAACGUGGGAAACAUUAUGAUGGUUAUCGAUUGACAAAUGCUGGUUACGAUUAUUUAGCUUUAAAGGUCUUGGCUCAGAGAGGUACCUUGUCCUCAUUUGGUAAUCAAAUAGGUGUGGGAAAAGAAUCUAACAUUUAUGUAGUUGCCGAUGAACAAGGAAAUCCAGUUUGCUUAAAGCUACACAGGUUAGGAAGAACAUGUUUCAGAAACAUUAAAGGUAAAAGAGACUAUCAUGGGCAUAGGAAGUCUGCAUCAUGGUUAUAUUUAUCAAGAAUAUCUGCUACAAGAGAGUUUGCUUAUAUGAAAGCACUUUUCGAUAGAGGAUUUCCAGUGCCAAAGCCAAUUGAUCUUAACAGACAUUGUGUUGUUAUGGAGCUGGUUGAAGGUGGACCUCUGUGCGGCGUAUACGAAGUGGAAAACGUUGAAUCACUUUAUGAUGAGUUAAUGAAUUUAAUUGUAAAACUCGGAAAUCAUGGAGUCAUCCACGGCGAUUUCAACGAAUUUAAUAUCAUGAUGACAAAUAGCGGGAAAGUAAUUUUAAUCGACUUUCCGCAGAUGAUUUCCACUGAGCACGUCGACGCUAAAAUGUAUUUCGACAGAGAUGUGAAUUGCAUUCGCGAUUUCUUCAAAAGACGUUUCGCUUAUGAAAGCGAGUUAUAUCCAACAUUUCAAGAUAUUUCGAGGGAGGAUUGCAUUGAUGCAGAAAUUAAGGCCAGUGGUCUGACUAAACAGAUGGAAAAGGAUCUUUUAAGGGAAAUGGGUAUUGACGAAUCUGAAGAUGUGGAAGACAAUCAGCUAGCAGAGGAAACCGAAGAAGAGAAAACUGUAGAUGAAAAGGAAAUUGGUUACCUACAACAUCAACUCGAAAUCUCCAUAAAAAAUGAAUUUUCGUGUACAUCCAGGCCAAUUAUAGCGACAUCAGAGACAAAUAAAGCUGAAGAUUCGGAAAGUUUGGAGAAUCAAAUCGUAGAAGAAGGUGUUAGAAACAUCGAUAUAAAUAAGUCAUCGGAAAGCACAGAGAACCCAAAGUUGUGCAAUUUAAAUGUCAAACAUAACCUAGAAUCAGUAAAAUCACAAACGUUCAAUUCGGAAGACGAGUAUGAAGAAAGUAGUAAAUUCAGCGAUUCAAGGAGUAUGUACAGUAAUACCACGACCGCUACAAUCGCUCCAGAAGUUAUUAAACAAAGGGUAAAGGUAACUUUACAAAGACGCGAUAAGAAACAUCAAUCAAAAAGAACUCUUGUGAAAGGUGAAGCAAACGCGGUCACCAGAGUUAGAAGAGAGAACAGGGAUACGAUUAAGCAAUCGACGGGAAUAUGGGGUUGGGAAUAAAAUAUUUGUUACUCGUAAAUUAUUUAUAAUAUGCGAACGAUUGGUACAAACGGUAAUAAACCUUUAUCCGUUGA